AUGACUGUUGUCAAGCAGCUGUUGUGUCACGCUCCCGUCCAGCAGAUGGCGCAAACGAACCGCGUGUUACAUAAAUCAACAGAAGAAGAAGAAGAGAAGAUCACGAGCCUCAGCAGAGUUAUUUCUGAAGAUGUAUCUGUUGUCUCUCUCUGUGACUUUACUGAUCAAACAUCUACAGAUCUUCUGGUUUCUGUCUGUAAUGAAGACCAGAAGACAUCAGUGAAUCUGCUGGACUGUGGGAUAGAAGUGAAACAAGAAGACACAGAAGCAGAUGAAGAUUAUUUGAUUUAUUCAGAUCAGAAAGUGGUAAAGGAGGAAAUUUCACAACUCAAUGAAAUGGAGGAGAAACCUCAUCAUUUGAUACCCAAGGAAGAAUCUCUGAGCUGCUCGAUUACUGCAAGGAAUUUGUCACCUAAAAGGAACAACAAGAAAAAGGCAAAAGUCAAAGAUGCUUUUACUUGCCCUCAGUGUGGAAAGACCGUCAAUACGAAAGAUCAUCUUCAUCAGCACAUGAAAAUUCACACUGGAGAAAAACCUUACAGAUGUGAUCAGUGUGGAAAAAAAUUCAUUCGUAAGUUCCAUCUCAGUGGGCACAUGAGAAUUCACACUGGAGAAAAGCCUUACAGAUGUGAUCUUUGUGAAAAGAGCUUCAAUCGUCAGUUCCAUCUGAACAGGCACAUGAGUAUUCACACUGGAGAAAAGCCUUACAGAUGUGAUCAGUGUGGAAAUAGCUUCAUUCGUAAGUGUAAUCUCAACAGGCACAUGAAAAUUCACAGUGGAGAAAAGCCUUAUAGAUGUGAUCAGUGUGGACAUAGCUUCAUUCGUAUGUACCAUCUCAACAGGCACAUGAGAACUCACACUGGAGAAAAGCCUUACAGAUGUGAUCAGUGUUGCAAGAGCUUUAUUCGUAAGUCCACUCUCACCAAGCACAUGAGAAUUCACACUGGACAAUAGCUUUAAAAAGCCCCUACUAUCGCUCUCUGAUUUUCACAUUUCAAGAGUUAAGAUGCAAAAACCACCAAACACCACCUCCAUCAAAUAUGAGAUAAUUAUCUUAACCAAGUGCUCUGGGCAAAUACUAUACAAUCACCAAAUACUUCUGCUGGGCUUAAUCCCAGCUUCAGGCCAUUCAGAAAUACCAGUUUGUUUGCAGAAUCCAUUAAGAGUCUGAUAGAAAUGAACACUGGGUCUGUAGUCCAACAGUUAGAUGUUGAUGUGGACAUGUUACACAUUUGCAAACUGCCCGCCCGCUGACUAAAAAGAUGGCUAAAACGGGGCACAGAUAUUUUGCUGAAUACCACAGUUCAAGUCUGGUGAACUCUGCGAAUUUAUAUCACCGGGAGAUAUGUGACCAGUAGAAAACUGUUAUGUCAUGGCUAGGGCAGUGACGGUUGUCCAUUGCGCCACUGCGGUGCUGCAGUGCAUCCCGCGGUGGUGUGCACAUCAAAAAGUAAAAAAAAGAAGUACAAUCUCGCCCAGCGAGAGUUCUUCGAGUAUGUGUGAACGGCCAGCAGACUCCAUGUUAGUGCGUUACUUGCAAGAGGGGGCAACUGAGUAAUGACCCGCUGGCUAGGGGGCGGAACAAUGAGGCAAGAUAUUCUCCCUUGGUCAACGUUGCGAAAAAGUAUGAAUCUCUGCACUCACCAAAAUGCCCAAGUACAUAGUCUCAAUUGCUUCACAUUUGCUUUACUUUUAGGCAUUUAUCAGAUGUUUUUAUCCAAAGCGGCUUACAAAGAUUAGGAAACAAUCAAGUGAUUUGUCAUAAGGAGGUGU
Messenger RNA from Paramisgurnus dabryanus, 1773 nucleotides. NCBI's taxonomy places the organism in Eukaryota, Metazoa, Chordata, Actinopteri, Cypriniformes, Cobitidae. The record is from RefSeq and is a predicted model, not a curated record.